Messenger RNA from Actinia tenebrosa (Australian red waratah sea anemone), 728 nucleotides. Its product is annotated as putative peptidyl-tRNA hydrolase 2. NCBI's taxonomy places the organism in Eukaryota, Metazoa, Cnidaria, Anthozoa, Actiniaria, Actiniidae. Gene Ontology annotation, cellular component: cytosol. Gene Ontology annotation, molecular function: peptidyl-tRNA hydrolase activity; protein binding. The record is from RefSeq and is a predicted model, not a curated record.
CCUGUGGUUGGCAUUUGCAAAUGGCGGACGCUCGAGGUGAGGAGGCUGAUGAAGCUCUCUUAGAACAAGCUAUUAAGAUGUCUCUUCCUAGUAAAGACGAUGAUCAAGGAGGAGAAAUAAACAGUCCCUUUGCUUCGGAACCGAAAGGUCAUCCCGAUACAUGGGAGGGACCAACGACAUUGUUUUUGGGACAAUUACAAGAAAUGGGGUUUUCGAAGAAUGCUUGCAUAAAGGGUCUUUACCACACUCAAAACAAGUCUGUAGAUGAAGCAGCUUCAUGGAUAUUGAAUAAUUCAGAUUUAGAAGACAUUGAUGAACCACUCAAGAUUGAAGCACAGCCUGACUUGGAAGUUCUUUUAUCCGAUAAAAAGGAGUAUCGCAGUUCAUGUAAAAUGGUGUUUGUAGUUAAUACUGAGUUGCGUAUGGGUGUUGGUAAGAUAGCAGCACAAGUUGGUCAUGCAUCCGUAUCUCUAUAUAGAAGGAUGUUGGCAGAUCAGAAUAAUUUAAGUCACAUUAUUCUGCAAUGGGAAAACCAUGGUCAACUCAAGGUUGUCGUUAAAGGAAACAAUGUGGCACAUUUAAUGGAUUUGGAACUUCAAGCAGAGAAAGAACGGUUGAAAACCUAUCUAGUCUAUGAUGCUGGCAGAACACAGGUAAGUUCAUGUACUUCUUUCUUGUGUGUUGUGUGCACUACUAAUGCAUGGAUCUUUUAAUGAAAAAAAUUGGCU